AUGGGCAAGAAGGGCGGCUCGACCCAGCCCGACGAGGUCUACAAGCCCUCGGAGCACGGCGGCCUCAAGAAGAACGGCGAGCCCGACAAGCGCAUGAACUCGGGGCACGGCUUCGGCGGUGACCGCGAGCGCGCCUCGGAGAUGGGCAAGCGCGGCGGUGCCAAGACUGGCGACGACGAGGAGUAA
Rhodotorula toruloides NP11 is the source of this 186-nucleotide messenger RNA. RefSeq lists its product as uncharacterized. Lineage: Eukaryota; Fungi; Basidiomycota; Microbotryomycetes; Sporidiobolales; Sporidiobolaceae. The transcript is spliced from 2 exons. The record is from RefSeq and is a predicted model, not a curated record. Bases 1 to 186 code for a protein of 61 amino acids.